AUGGGUAGGCCACCGUGUUGCGAGGAGACUGGUGUGAAGAAAGGGCCUUGGAUGCCCGAAGAAGAUGAGAAGCUUUUCAAUUGUAUCAGCAAACAUGGCAGCGGAAAUUGGAAAACAGUUCCAAAGCAAGCGGGCCUUAAUAGAUGCGGCAAAAGCUGCAGGCUAAGAUGGACCAAUUAUCUCAGGCCUGAUAUCAAGAGAGGCAAAUUCACUGAAGAAGAGGAGAAAUUGAUCAUCAAACUUCACUCUGUUCUUGGAAACAAGUGGUCGAAGAUUGCAACGCAUCUUCCAGGGAGGACUGACAACGAGAUUAAGAAUCUCUGGAACACCAACUUAAGGAAGAAGCUUCUCCAGAUGGGUAUUGAUCCAGAAACUCACAAGCCAAGAACUGACUUGAAGCAUCUCUUGAACCUCUCGCAAUUUCUUGGCGUGGCUAAUAAUAACUUGACGAGCCAUUGGGGCCAUGCGGGUCUGGGUUUACAGCAACCAGAUGUGACUCAUCAGUUGGUCCAAAUCCAACUUCUGCAGAAUCUGUUGCAGCUUAUGAAUGGCAGUUCAUCGUUGCUCAGUAACAUGCAGAGUAGUCUCGCACUCUUGGGCAAUCACAGUUUGAUCAGUAACCCAGUGGAAGCAGAUACAAAUGGUCCAAACAGUACUCUCCCCAACAACUUGAGAGAUCAAGAAUUAUAUGCAAGCCCUGCUCUAUUUCCUUCGGCACCAAAUGAAUCACGCCAGGAUAUUUCAGAAUCAUGGACAGACAUAGAAGGAGCAUCAUCAGAUCAAGAAGUUUCGGGUACCAAUAAUAGCCUCCCCGGAACAACAUCACAUGACAUAAGGCAAGCAAAAAACCUACUUCCAACGUUUGACUCGGCCUCCUUCAACCAUAUGGAGAUUAGCCCUAUCACAGAUGAAGUGUCAACCCAGUCAAUUUCAUCCACAAUCUUUGAUACUGAUUGGGAGAAGCUCUUGGUAGAUGAUGAUACAAGCGAUUCCUUCUGGAAAGAACUCUUAGACUUGACGUCCACUUCCGCAGCUUGAUCAUGAACUAAAGGCACAGGAGGGAUACAGUUAAUACAUCG
Neltuma alba is the source of this 1079-nucleotide messenger RNA. RefSeq names its product transcription factor MYB41-like. The coding region runs from base 1 to 1038 and encodes 345 amino acids. Lineage: Eukaryota; Viridiplantae; Streptophyta; Magnoliopsida; Fabales; Fabaceae. The record is from RefSeq and is a predicted model, not a curated record. The transcript has 3 exons.